AUGGCCCUUUCCAGCAUCAGCCGCGAAACGUUGGAAGAGCAUUUGAAGCCGCUUAUCCGCAAGCAUCCAAAUGACACAGGGCCACAGCUGCUUUGGCGCCUUCAGCGCGAAGGCAUCCUACUGGAUCCGCUCCACGAUGCUGCGCGUGUCCGCACCUUGGCUCGGGAGCUCAAAGGACCACUGGCGGAAUCUGCAGUUGGCCUGGAAGGUGCCAUAGGCAAGCUGCUCCAAAUGCAGAGUAUGUCUGCAGAGCAGCCAGACUGGGAGGCAGCAGCAUCCGGGGGCGCCAGCAUUGCGGACUGGCCUGAGUUUUUCAUGGAUGAGCUUGCUGACGUUCGUGGAAAGAAUCUCGACUGGUUUGCCGCAGCGAAGAAUGCUGAGAAUGCAGCACCAAGAUCAACCAAAGCAAAGUCACAGAGGGAGCGCAACGAACGCCGCAAAGCAAAGCAGCGUGCAAGCGCAUCGUCUGAGGAGAUCAGCGGUCGUGAGUCGAAACCUGCCGCGGUCGUCGAGCCCACGCACAUUGAUGAACUUUAUAUUUGGCUGAUCGAUGCUUACCGCAUGCGAUGCCAUGACGAUUUACAGUGGCGUGGUGGAAUCCGCCGUGGCGUUUACGAGCAGAUGGUCCGUGUGGAGAGACGCCUGUGCCGGUUGGAUGAGGGCGGGGUGCUUUCAAAGGAAACGUUGUCCGACCUGGAGCGCAUCACCGUGAACGGCGUCCGGUUUGUUGUCGAGCGAUUUUUCCUUUACUGCAAGCUGGUCGAGCAGCGUGAGAAGUAUCCACCUGAGUUUGAUUUCAGAAAGCUGCUCGCGCUAGCACAAAAACUGCUUCCUAAGCGAUUUCAGAAAGAUCACGCCAAGUUCAAGUAUGGAGAUGAGAAUGCCAUGAGCGCAGACAGGCCUUCCGUGAGACGUUUUGCCGAGAGCAUUUACGGCAACACAAUUCAGCAGAUGCACGAGAAGGAUGCGCAAGGAGCAGGAGGGCCUGACACGGGUCCUUCUUUCGACCCACGGCCCCACGAGUACAAUGCCGCACAUCGUUACCCUGAAGAUGUAUGCCGCCUCUGGGAGUCCAUCCAACGCUUUUUUGAGGCCGGUGUGGCGGGUGUGCACCCCUGGCGUCAACUCUUUGAGUCGUUAGAUUUGGUUGGGGACAACUUCGGCCUCCCACAUGUCUCUCACGUCGACGAGCAUGUUCCGCUUGGCUCAACGGUCAUGGUCAAAUCACUUCGCGGAGUACAGCCACUUGGCCCGAAUCAUUAUCGCCCAGUGGACCUCAACGGUGCCUUGGGCACUUUAGUCAAAGUCGUCUCAUCGAGAAAUGACAGCGAGCCUCGCUUCCAGGUAGUGAUCGGCGAUGGUACCCAAGUGGCGCUAAAGGCCCAAAAGCUAGAAUUGAAUAUCGAGAAGAAGGGGGAGAUGAGCGCCUACGCAAAGAUGAUGCUCAACACUGCAGGCCGCGGUGAGCUGGCUGCAGACAUUGGCGGCUACUCGUCAUUGUCGGAGUCCGAAGAGGAGGGUUCGACCCCGAGCGCGCGCUCAGCGGCUUUCCGCCGCCAGCGAGGCCUCGAAAACAUCGGCGAGGCAAGGCGGCUGGAGGAGGGCAAGCGGCAAAGAACGGGCAAGCGUAUGUAUGACUUUUCUGAAACACAGGACCCAGACGGAGAGCUGCUUGGAAGUGUGGUCACGCUCGCAGGCCUGAUCAACAGCACUGAGCUGAACGGGUGCCGCGGGAAGGUGAUUGCAAAAAAAGCGGAAGGGGAAGGCGAAGGUAAUGAGGUACGCUUUGUGGUCGAACUCGAGGGCGAGACAAAAGAGCCGAAGGUGGUGGUUAAACGCCGCCACCUGCAGUUUGUGGAUGCACGUGCUGUUUGGGAGCACGAAAAUGCAGCUCAUGGCAGGACCAAGGGCCGGGGAAAGGGAGCGCUGCCGCAGCCAUCUCAAAACAAUGCUUCAGAAGUGAUACCGGAGAGGGCUGAAGCCUCUGGCACGUCUGCACAGCAGCCAACAGCAAAGAACGAGGGCAGGCCCAAGGCGAAGGCCAAGGCUCAAGCGAAGUCUACGCCAGAGCCUGUAGACUGGAAGAAGAUUUUUUCGACAGAAGAUUCUACACGACUGCGAGACAUGGUGCUGCAAGAGGUUGACGGUAUGUCUGGUAGCCGCAUUUCCGCAAGACAGGUAGAAGAUCGCUUGCGCGCCAGCAGCUCCACGUUGCUUGAUGUUGCCAAGCGCUACGUGGACCAUGCAUUCAAAAGCCGAAUUAAGUAA
Symbiodinium pilosum is the source of this 2268-nucleotide messenger RNA. NCBI's taxonomy places the organism in Eukaryota, Dinophyceae, Suessiales, Symbiodiniaceae. The record is from the annotation of a GenBank genome assembly.